AUGCCAAUUGUUCAAGCAGAUGAUAUCUCGGGUAAAACAUUCGACUAUAUUAUCGUCGGGACUGCGGGCCUUGUCGUCGCUGCCAGGCUCUCCGAAGACCCCAAUGUGUCCGUACUAGUCCUUGAAGCUGGCCCAGCGAACAUCGAUGAUGCGCUGCUCUGCCGCCCUGCAUCGAUCGGAGCGACGUUUGGCCAAGAGCAGUACGAUUGGUCGUUCAAAACCGUUCCCCAAACCCAUAGCAACAACAAGGAGUACUUUUGGUUCAGUGGCCGAACUCUCGGGGGGAGCUCUGCUGUCAAUUUCUUCGCCUGGAACAAACCACCCGCGGACCAUAUCGAUGAUCUUGAGCGUCUCGGGAACCCCGGAUGGAACUGGGCCAACUUACAAAAGUACAUCGCCAGAGCAGAAGGAUUCGUUCCGCCGACCCCCGAGGAGAUCAAGGAGCACGAGCUGAUUGGAGCUGAAAAUUGGAAGCUCAGAGAAAAAGGUCCGAUCGACCUUGCUAUACCCAAGCGCUUCCUCUCUGGGGAUCUGGACGCCGUUCACACUGUCCUGAACGCCGGUAUCCCGCGCGCCGCAGCUCCAUUGGCGGGCUUAUCCUUCGCCCCGAGCACCAUCAAUCCCGUUACGUUCUCUAGAUCAUUUGCUACAACGGGAUACUGGCUGCCGAACCAGAAUCGUCACAACCUGUCACUCAUUGUCAAUGCUACAGCGACCAAAAUCAUUACUGAAGGCGAGAGCCCAUCGUUGGAGGCCACUGGCGUCCAAUUUGUCAUCAAGGGGGCAAACAAUGUUCAUAAAGUCGUGCAUGCUGGGAAGGAGGUGAUACUGUCUGCCGGGUCUAUCAAGACUCCUCACUUGCUCGAGCUGUCGGGUAUCGGGGACGAGAAAAUUCUGGACAAGGUCGGUAUCCCGGUCAAGAUCGACUUGCCCGGAGUCGGCGAGAAUGUUCAGGAGCAUUGUAUCAUCUCUAUCACGUUUGAGCUCCGAGACGAUGUCUCUUACGAGAUAUUCGACGUUCUCCCAGACCCCGCUCGCGCAGCAAAGGAGCUCAAGCUCUACACAUCACUUCCGAAGAUCCCUUGGCGCAGCCUGCCAUUGACCCACACUACUUUGAGGAAGACAUCCGUCAGAGGUCCUUCACUACAGUUUUCGUGGCGUGCUAUGCUUGCGUCGGAGGCAGACUUGAGGACCUUCGUUGUAGAUGUCAAGUUCAUAAGGAAGCUGCCGACGUUAUCUCCUCACAAGGAAGUGAUUGUCAAGGAGAUCAACCCCAGCCCCACCGUCACCACUGACGAACAGAUCGGCGACUGGAUCAAGAACUACAUGUCCACCACGUUCCACACUGCAGGCUCCGCGUCAAUGCCGCCGAAGGACAAAGACGGAGUUGUGGACCCCAGGCUGAAGGUAUAUGGAACGAGCAACCUCCGCGUCGUCGAUUUGUCUGUGGUCCCCCUCCUCUUUACGGCCCACUCUCAGUCUGUUGUUUACGAGCUAGCUAAGCAAGCCGCGGCCAUCAUCAAGGGCGAGAUCUAA
Messenger RNA from Heterobasidion irregulare TC 32-1, 1536 nucleotides. It is a transcript of the gene gor10, whose product is annotated as GMC oxidoreductase 10. The transcript is spliced from 22 exons. Gene Ontology annotation, molecular function: flavin adenine dinucleotide binding; oxidoreductase activity, acting on CH-OH group of donors. NCBI's taxonomy places the organism in Eukaryota, Fungi, Basidiomycota, Agaricomycetes, Russulales, Bondarzewiaceae. The record is from RefSeq and is a predicted model, not a curated record. The coding region runs from base 1 to 1536 and encodes 511 amino acids.